This is a messenger RNA of Enterobius vermicularis (human pinworm), 1500 nucleotides long. The record is from the annotation of a GenBank genome assembly. Lineage: Eukaryota; Metazoa; Nematoda; Chromadorea; Rhabditida; Oxyuridae.
AUGUGCUGUGGCUGUUGUUGCGAUGCGGAUAAGAUUGCUAUAGCAGUUUAUGGUGCAUUGGAGGGGGACUCAUAUCAAAUAAUUCGCGGUAUCGAUAGUUGGGGCAACAUCUGUGGUAAGGAUAAUAGGCACCGAAACACAGAAAGCAGCCAGUAUGCUGUUGACAUGAGUGAAAAACUGUAUGUUAUGCCGGUUUACUCAAAAGUUCUACUACGUUCUGCUUGGAUAUGCGUUGAGUCCUGUCUUGAUGUUGCCUCGGAAGGUACUUUAGCGUUUCAUAAUGCUACCAAUUACCGAUACUGCUUUUUGCCUCCUGGAACGUCAGAAAGGAUUUGCGCCACCGGAUUCAUUUUACCUAGCCGAGGGCUUUUUUCUUCUCGAUGCAUCCCCGAUUAUUUUGUGGAUUCGACUUCUAAUGUUCCUGAGGAACAGGACAGUGAAAGCGAGUAUGGAACAUUUUUUGACGAAAUUUUUGUCGAGUUUGAAAAGGCUACUGAUGUCACGCUGUUCCUAUGCUGCUUCGCUUUUGUUUUUUGCAUAGCAACUCUUUUCAUUGUCGGAUUUUUGGCUUCGCUCAUCAUCUACUUUUUUCUGGCGGCUAUAGUGACACUUGGAAUUGGUGUUUCAGUUAUGUUUUGGGUCAAAUUUGUUUCGCUCAAACUUGACCGAACGGGUUAUUCUAAUCAGACUGUCUUAAAUGCGGAAUUACACGGAACCGUCAUGAGUGUUCGCUCAGAGACGAUGCUUAUCUUUGCAAUUGCUUCAACUGUAAUUACAGUAAGGUCCGCUAAAGAAAGCGAAGUUUCUGAUUGCAAAAAACCAAUACAUAGAGGGUUACAAGCCGUACAUCGCCAACCGCCAACGUUGGAUUUUAUAUUAUUUGUUUUUUGGAUAUGUCUGGGUAAUUCAAUUUAUUUUUGCUUGUCACCGAAUGAUAGUAGCAGGUUAAAAGAGAAGAGUGACUUAGCAUCAUCCUUCUUUUACAACAUAGUUGUAAAAACUCUGCGAGCAAUUGAGCAGUGCGUACGUGUCAUCAACCAUAAUGCUUACAUUAUGAUCGUCAUAAAAGGCAAAAACUUUUGUCCUGCAGCAAAGUUGGCACUAGAGAUUCUCAUGGACAGGGCUUUCGAUUUCGCUACAGUUAACAUUAUUGGCGAUUUAACACUUUACGUGAUAAAAUUUCUCGUUACACUCGCUGUUUUCUUCAUUGCCUUAGUUGAGUUUAAAGUCAGAUUAGGACUUGAAAGUUGGAUUUUUUGGAGUAUUUUUGUUGCUUCAUUCACUUACUUUGUCGCCUCUUGCUUCCUGAAUCUUAUUGAAAUGAUAGUUGACACAUUAUUCCUGGCAUUUGCUCAAGACGAACAGACUGUCGGUAGUGAUGGGAAGCUAUGUUACUAUAACCCAGAGUUUGCGAGCUUCAUUGAUUCCGUUAAAUCUGUGGAUAAGGGAGAAGGAAAAUACAGCGAAAAUGACGAAGUUUUUGUAUCGUCCAAUGAAUAA